This is a messenger RNA of Doryrhamphus excisus (bluestripe pipefish), 1823 nucleotides long. RefSeq names its product aurora kinase A (gene aurka). Gene Ontology annotation, molecular function: protein kinase activity; ATP binding. Gene Ontology annotation, biological process: protein phosphorylation. Lineage: Eukaryota; Metazoa; Chordata; Actinopteri; Syngnathiformes; Syngnathidae. The record is from RefSeq and is a predicted model, not a curated record.
GUUAUGAGUUUAAAGGUUGUGAAGCGAGGGACGUUUGAAAUUCAACAAGCGACUAUUGGCGUCGUUUGGAUCUUCAUUCUCGACUUCCAUCUAUACCGCUUCUUAAUAGUAUAUAUAUUAUAGACCAAAACGAGUGGUGGUUGAAUCGGAAUUGCAAACGUCUAAAAUCGAGCUGGACUUUUCGACUUGUAUCUGAUGUACGGCCUCCGUACACAUUUUCAAACUAUAGCUGCUAGCCACUGAGGCUCGGCUAACGUCACCUCACUUGUCAGCGAGCUUUUCGGGAGUUGUUUCCAUCGCAGUGCAAUAUUGUAUUUAGACUAUGGAGACUGCUGCUAGGCUGAGAGUACUGAACGAGCCGAAGGCCCAAGGACACGACGUGAAGCUAGGUGAUGCUGGCCCUAUGCGAAUUCCCGUGUCCCACCGGACGCAGACAGUGCCAAAGGUUUUAGGUCCCCCAUCCCAACAACCGCCACACGUUUUGGGUGUGUCAAAUGGACCUCAGCGGAUUGUGCAGUCCAUGACCCGCCACAAGUCCGCCACUCACAUCUCUGUUGCCGCCAAGCACAAUUCUUCUGCUGAUGAGAAUGUCAAGCCCGCUACCACAAAUCCAGCAGCCCAGCCCAAACCUGGUUUCCAGUACAGCCAACAGAAGACGAAUGAGCCUAAGGUGAACCCAGCAGUGACAAAAGCUGCCGUGGGGCCUGCUAAACCGACAGUGGGACCUGCCAAACCUCAGAUGCAACAGAGCAAACCAGCCAAGAAAGAUUCUGCAGACAAGACAGCGUCAAAGAAGCAGUGGAGUCUGGACAACUUUGAAAUUGGUCGCCCGCUAGGCAAGGGUAAAUUUGGCAACGUCUACCUGGCCAGAGAGCGAGAGACCAAGUUCAUCCUGGCCUUGAAAGUGCUCUUCAAGAAGCAGCUGGAGAAGGCUGGCGUGGAGCACCAGCUGAGGAGAGAAGUGGAGAUCCAGUCUCACCUCAGGCACCCCAAUAUCCUGCGCCUGUAUGGCUACUUCCAUGACGAGUCCCGUGUGUAUCUCAUCCUGGAGUAUGCACCCAAAGGCGAACUCUUCAGUGAGCUGCAGCGCUGCGGACAUUUCCCCGAAGUGCAAAGUGCAACGUACAUCAUGGAGCUGGCGGACGCCCUCAACUACUGUCACUCCAGAAAGGUGAUCCACAGGGACAUCAAACCUGAGAACCUUCUACUGGGGGCCAACGGAGAGCUGAAGAUUGCGGACUUCGGGUGGUCUGUUCACGCGCCCUCCUCCAGGAGGUCAACUUUAUGUGGAACACUGGAUUAUUUGCCCCCGGAAAUGAUUGAGGGAAGAACUCAUGAUGAGAAGGUUGACCUGUGGAGUCUCGGCGUGCUUUGCUACGAGUUCCUGGUUGGAAAACCCCCGUUUGAAACCAGAUCCCACGAGGACACCUAUCGUAGGAUAUCCAGGGUGGAGUACACAUACCCCGCCCAAUCCAACAUCGGUGCCGGAGCCAAAGAUUUAAUCUCUCGGCUGCUGAAGCACAACCCUGCACACAGACUGCCCAUCCAUGGAGUUCUCAGCCACCCUUGGGUGCUUCAAAACUCCACCAAGAAGCCCACUGAACUCAAAGACCAAUGAACGUCUUUUGAGGACGAGGCAACCACUAACAAAUCAUUUCAUGCUGUUUUUUUUUCUUCCUGCAACUUGAGCUAUUGCACACACACACACACACACAACUGCCCCCCCACACACUCUUGCUGUAAAUAUUAGAGGAUUUGUGUUUAUGCAUUUGUUGUACAAAUUUUACUGAAAUACUAUUACUUGAAUAAAAAUUGUAAUUAUU